CUGUCAUCGUCAAUGCCAUGCUGGGCGUCAUCAUGAUGACUCGGAUAUACGCGAUGUAUCAGCGAUCCAAAAAGAUGCUCAUCUUUCUCGUUGUACUUUUGCUGGCUUCUACUAUCGCUACCGGAGUGAUGACCGCAAUAGGAGACAGCUAUGUUUCAGGGGAGGAAAUAAUACUCUCUGGCAACUCUCAGUGUCUCACCGGUUAUGCUAACUUAGAAGCUAUGCAACUGACUCGCGAGACUUUGAUACCCACUCUUAUAUGGGAGAUCCUCGCCCUGUGUCUUGCACUUUGGAUUGUUAUAAAACACUUCUGUGAAGUGCGACAGAUGCCGACAGGAGGAGACUCUUUUAUGGUGCUAAUAAAGGGCCACGUGCUGGACUUUGUGGCUUUUGUUGCGGUGUCUUGCUUCAACAUUGGCUCGUUGUCUCCAACGCUCAUGGACUCAUCUUCCGUGGCAAGUACUAUAUAUUUUGGCAUUCUUCAAAUUGCCCAGCCCAUUCAGAUGUUUGUGCUGGGACCGCGUCUCAUCCUUGGCAUUCGAGAAUAUCAUGCUAAGCUUGUGGCCAGCUCCGACGAGGGCACUGGUAUGAGCACAAUUGCUUUCCAGGAGCGCGGACACGUAUCAACGGGCAGUAGUGUUUAGCGCGCGAAAUGAUCGAAGUUAUCUGGCUAAAUUCUUUAUGGACAUGUGGUAUCACUUUUGACCUUCGUCGUACGUGGUAUUUAUGUGGAGGAUAGGCAAAUCAAUAUCAGGCCGCAGCGCGCACCACUGCAAACAGGGAACAGGGAAGCUGCACAAAGAUCAUUGCAAACGUUCGGUGCACCGACUUCAUAGUCUAUGUCUUUCCAUUACACGUUACAGAUCAAUUUACUAUUGUCAUCGAGUGUCGAAUUCGAAUCACGCUGUUUUCAAAUCG
Messenger RNA from Suillus clintonianus, 918 nucleotides. RefSeq lists its product as uncharacterized. The transcript has 5 exons. The coding region runs from base 18 to 644 and encodes 208 amino acids. NCBI's taxonomy places the organism in Eukaryota, Fungi, Basidiomycota, Agaricomycetes, Boletales, Suillaceae. The record is from RefSeq and is a predicted model, not a curated record.